This is a messenger RNA of Mercurialis annua (annual mercury), 1423 nucleotides long. Its product is annotated as probable serine/threonine-protein kinase PBL23. The record is from RefSeq and is a predicted model, not a curated record. Gene Ontology annotation, molecular function: ATP binding; protein kinase activity. NCBI's taxonomy places the organism in Eukaryota, Viridiplantae, Streptophyta, Magnoliopsida, Malpighiales, Euphorbiaceae. Gene Ontology annotation, biological process: protein phosphorylation. Bases 104 to 1252 code for a protein of 382 amino acids. The transcript has 5 exons.
CUUCAGUUUCUUUUAUAAUAACAAUUUCUAAUUAUAUAUAGUAAAAUUAUAUUAUUCAUAUAAGGCAAGAUUGGUUUGUUUAAUGUAAAAUUGGGACAAAAAUAUGAGUAAUUGGUUCUCUUGCUGUAGAUUGGAAAGUAAAGAUUCAUUUAAUCACAAUUUAGCUUAUUCUGAUACUGCUUUUAUUCAGCAUGAACCUGCUAGCAAAUUUUCAUUCUUCCUCAAAAGCAUGUCUCGUAAAACAGGCAGCAUCAAGCAGAGACUUAUAACAGAGGAGGUAAUGAGAGUUGGAAAUGCAAAAGUUUCAGCUCAGGUCUACUCCUUUCAAGAACUCGCUGCUGCAACCGAUGAUUUCGAUCCGAGUUGUGUCCUCGGAGAAGGCGGAUUUGGGAGAGUGUACAAGGGCUACAUUGCAAACAUUGGUCAAGAAGUGGCUAUUAAGCAACUUGACAGGAAUGGGCUGCAAGGAAACAGAGAAUUCUUUUCGGAGAUUCUGAUGUUAAGUCUCGUUCAUCAUCCGAACCUCGUCAGACUUAUUGGAUAUUGCAUCGAUGGCGAUCAACGGAUAUUAUUAUACGAAUACAUGUACCAUGGAUCAUUGGAACAUCAUCUGUUUGCAGAUUUAGGUCCAAGACAGAAGGCAUUAGAUUGGAAAACAAGAAUGAAAAUAGCAGUAGGAGCAGCAAGAGGACUCGAAUUCUUACACGAAGCUAAUCCGCCAAUCAUUUACCGCGAUUUCAAAGCAUCAAACAUAUUAUUAGAUGAAGAACUCAAUCCGAAGCUGUCGGAUUUCGGACUUGCCAGGUUAGGUCCGACAGGAGAGAAGGAUCACGUAUCGACACGAGUAAUGGGUACUUACGGGUAUUGUGCUCCAGAGUAUCAAAGAACAGGUAAGCUGACAAAAAAAUCCGAUGUGUAUAGUUUCGGUGUGGUGUUUCUGGAGAUCAUUUCAGGACGGAGAGUCAUUGACAUUGCACGACCAACCGAAGAACAGAACUUGAUCGAAUGGGCGGAGCCAUUGUUUAAGAACAAAAGUAAAUUUACAGCAAUGGCUGAUCCGUUGCUCGAAGGAAAGUUUCCUGAGAAGAGUCUGUAUCAGUCACUAGCUAUUGCAGCAAUGUGUCUUCAAGAGGAAGCAGACGUUCGACCGCUGAUGGCCGAUGUUGUGACCGCGCUUGAAUUCCUUGCGCGGCCGAAGUUUGAAGAGGAGAGAAAAGAUUACGGCGGAUCAAAAUGCAGUGUCACAAUUUGAAUAUGUCAGAUUCUGAUAAACAACAUAAAGAAAAGUAUAGUUUCAAAGUAGUUUCAAAAGAAGUCUGCAAUUUUAAGGAUUAGAUGCAAAAGCAAAUAUAAGCAGCUACUUGUCCUUGACUUUCUGAUUGAUUCCUAUGUUUGUAUAAUACAUACUUAAGUUUUGAUUUUA